GUGAUAUAACGAGAUCAGUUAGGAGUCAUGGAAUCCAAAACGAGAAAUGAGAUUAGUAUCGACUUAUAUAACAGAUUCUUCUAUGCGUCCGUGUGUCACGUUUGCAAACGGUUUGGUGACGACUUCUGUUUAAUGCCGUGCUCCCGUUGCAAAUUGAUCUACUAUUGUGGUCCGGAGCAUCAUGAGCAACACUGGGAGCAACACAAAUUGUUAUGCAACGCCGUAGAGGACGUGUUGCAAAUCUCCAGCGCGGAAGAUUGUGGUGAAACGUUGAAGAAGUGGGAUAACAACAGCAAAAUUACAUUCAUGUGGCUAGUUUCAGAGAAGCUAGGUCGUCCCCUGGAGCGGUACGAGAAGCAAAUGCUCCAGUUUCCUAGAGAGUGCCUCGUCUGCCAGGAACUGGACGUUCAGUUGCUGGAGGAUUGUCGGGACUGCGCUGCGAGCUACUGCAAAAAUCACAUAGACAGUAUUGAGCACAGGGAAACCUGCUCGCCCCUGGCAUUGUGUUUUCGUUUAAAUUUAGCAACUUUAAAAAUAAAAUAGACUAUCCUACGACUCUGCAUUUCUCGCAACAGGUUUCCAGCACGAGUACGUUU
Molecule: messenger RNA, 596 nt
Organism: Vollenhovia emeryi
Lineage: Eukaryota; Metazoa; Arthropoda; Insecta; Hymenoptera; Formicidae
Exons: 1
Coding region: 28-543 (171 amino acids)
Source: RefSeq, a predicted model, not a curated record